Messenger RNA from Arabidopsis arenosa, 1738 nucleotides. The record is from the annotation of a GenBank genome assembly. Lineage: Eukaryota; Viridiplantae; Streptophyta; Magnoliopsida; Brassicales; Brassicaceae.
CACAGCCAAGUAGCAGCAAAUAGAGCGAGAGAGAGAGAGAGAGCGACGGCGAGAGAUAUGAAUAAUGUAGUGGAGAUUGUGGAGGAUGAGGAGGAGGAGGAUGAGAAGGAGUGUGAGGAUUGGUGCUUCAUCUGCAAAGACGGUGGAGACCUAAUACUCUGUGACUUCAAGGACUGUCCAAAAGUUUAUCAUGAAAGUUGCGUUGAAAAGGGUAGCGCAGCAAGCAAGAAUGGAGAUUCAUAUAUCUGUAUGUGGCACAGUUGCUACUUGUGUAAGAAGACACCAAAGCUAUGCUGCCUCUGUUGCUCACAUGCUGUAUGUGAAGGCUGUGUUACUCAUGCUGAGUUUAUUCAACUUAAAGAGAACAAAGGGUUAUGCAAUCAAUGCCAGGAGUAUGUCUUUGCUUUAGAAGAAAUUCAAGAAUAUGAUGCUGCUGGGGAUAAGCUUGACUUGACAGAUCGGAAUACAUUUGAGUGUCUGUUUCUUGAGUAUUGGGAAAUUGUUAAGAAACAAGAAGAUCUAACUUUUGACGAUGUCCGCAAUGUCUGCGCUUCAAAGCCACAAAAGAAAGGUGUCAAGUCAAAGUACAAAGAUGAUCCCAAAUUUUCGCUUGGUGAUGUCCACACUUCAAAGUCACGAAAGAAAGGCGACAAGCUGAAGUACAAAGAUGAUCCCAAAUUUCCGCUUGGUGAUGUCCACACUUCAAAGUCAGGAAAGAAACCCAUCAAGCUGAAGAACAAAGAUGAUCCCAAAUUUUCCCUAUCUGACCAUGCGGUAGAGGAUGCAGUUGAUUAUAAAACGGUGGGCAAAAAAAUGAGAAUGGAGUUUAUCAGAUGGGGUUCAAAGCCCCUCAUUGAUUUCCUAACGUCCAUAGGGGAAGACACCAGAGACGCAAUGUCACAACAUAGUGUGGAGUCAGUUAUCCGCAGGUACAUUCGUGAGAAAAACCUGCUUGACCGUGAAAAGAAGAAGAAAGUUCAUUGUGAUGAGAAGCUGUACUCUAUCUUCAGGAAAAAGUCUGUAAAUCAGAAAAGGAUUUAUACACUUUUAAAUACUCACCUGAAAGAAAACCUUGAUCAGAUGGAGUAUUUCACACCUUUGGAACUUGGCUUCAGUGAAAAGAAAGAAAAGCGAUUCAGUGAAAAGAAUGAUGAGGUUUUGAUGCCGUGCAAGAAACAAAAAACAGAAAGUUCAGAUGAGGAAAUUUGUGAGAAGGAUGUGCAACCUGAAAUGCGAGCAACUGGUGUCGCCACGAUCAAUGCAGAUAAUAUAAAGCUUGUUUAUCUACGUAAAAGCUUAGUCGUAGAGUUGUUGAAGCAGAAUGAAAGAUUUGUGGACAAAGUGGUGGGAAGCUUUGUGAAAGUGAAGAAUAACCCUAGGGACCUUAUGGCGUACCAGAUCUUGCAGGUUACAGGCAUUAAAACUGCCGAUGACCAGAGUGAGGGAGUGCUUCUCCAUGUUGCUGGUAUGGCAAGUGGUGUUAGCAUUUCCAAGUUGGAUGAUUCUGACAUAAGCGAGGAAGAGAUUGAAGAUUUGAAGCAAAAAGUGAUGAAUGGCCUUCUGAGACAGCCAACUGUUGUGGAGAUGGAGCAGAAGGCUAAGGCUCUCCAUAAUGAUAUAACAAAACAUUGGAUUGCAAGGCAGCUUAUCAUUCUGCAGAAACGCAUCAACCGUGCUAAUGAGAAAGGAUGGAGAAGAGAAUAUCCUUAUUAAGUUUCAAUAAAAAGCACAUACAUUU